Molecule: messenger RNA, 6309 nt
Organism: Carlito syrichta (Philippine tarsier)
Lineage: Eukaryota; Metazoa; Chordata; Mammalia; Primates; Tarsiidae
Gene: NR3C1
Product: nuclear receptor subfamily 3 group C member 1
Exons: 8
Coding region: 10-2340 (776 amino acids)
Biological process (GO): nuclear receptor-mediated glucocorticoid signaling pathway; regulation of DNA-templated transcription
Cellular component (GO): nucleus
Molecular function (GO): zinc ion binding; DNA-binding transcription factor activity; nuclear glucocorticoid receptor activity
Source: RefSeq, a predicted model, not a curated record
UAUACACUGAUGGACUCCAAAGAAUCAUUAACUCCUCCCAGUAGAGAAGAAAUCCCCAGCACUGUGCUUGGUCAGGAGAGGGGAAAUGUGAUGAACUUCUAUAAAACCCUAAGGGGAGGAGCUACUGUGAAGGUUUCUGCAUCUUCACCCUCACUGGCUGCUGCUUCUCAGGCAAACUCCAAGCAGCAAAGACUUUUGGUUGAUAUUCCAAAAGCCUCAGCAAGCAAUGCGCAGCAGCCAGAUCUGUCCAAAGCAGUUUCACUCUCAAUGGGACUGUAUAUGGGAGAGACGGAAACAAAAGUGAUGGGAAAUGACCUAGGAUUCCCACAGCAGGGCCAAAUCAGCCUUUCCUCGGGGGAAACAGACUUUCGGCUUCUAGAAGAAAGCAUCGCAAACCUCAAUAGGUCGACCAGUGUUCCAGAAAACCCCAAGAGUUCAGCAUCCACUGCUGUGUCUGCUGCUCCCACAGAGGAGUUCCCCAAAACUCACUCUGAUACAUCUUCAGAACAGCAACAUUUAAAGGGCCAGACUGGCACCAGCGGUGGCAAUGUGAAGUUGUAUACCACAGACCAAAGCACCUUUGACAUUUUGAAGGAUUUGGAGUUUCCUUCUGGGUCCCCAGGUAAAGAGACUAAUGAGAGCCCUUGGAGAUCAGACCUAUUGAUAGAUGAAAACUGUUUGCUUUCUCCUUUGGCAGGAGAGGAUGAUCCAUUCCUUAUGGAAGGAAACUCAAAUGAGGACUGUAAGCCUUUCAUUUUACCGGACACUAAGCCUAAAAUUAAGGAUACUGGAGAUUUGAUCACAUCAAGCCCCACCAGUGUAACACUGCCCCAAGUGAAAACAGAAAAAGAAGAUUUCAUCGAACUCUGCACCCCUGGGGUAAUUAAACAAGAGAAACUAGGCCCAGUUUAUUGUCAGGCAAGCUUUUCUGGAACAAAUAUAAUUGGUAAUAAAAUGUCUGCCAUUUCUGUUCAUGGUGUGAGUACCUCUGGAGGACAGAUGUACCACUAUGACAUGAAUACAGCAUCCCUUUCUCAACAGCAGGAUCAGAAGCCUAUUUUUAAUGUCAUUCCACCAAUUCCUGUUGAUUCAGAAACCUGGAAUAGAUGCCAAGGAUCUGGCGAUGACAACUUGACUUCUUUGGGGACUUUGAACUUCCCUGGCCGAUCAGUUUUUUCUAACAGCUAUCCAAGCCCUGGCAUGAGACCAGAUGUCAGCUCUCCUCCAUCUAGCUCCUCAACAGCCACAGGACCACCUCCCAAACUCUGCCUGGUAUGCUCUGAUGAAGCUUCAGGAUGUCAUUAUGGAGUCUUAACUUGUGGAAGCUGCAAAGUAUUCUUCAAAAGAGCAGUGGAAGGACAGCACAAUUAUCUUUGUGCUGGAAGAAAUGACUGCAUCAUUGAUAAAAUUCGAAGAAAAAACUGCCCAGCAUGCCGCUAUCGAAAAUGUCUUCAAGCUGGAAUGAACCUGGAAGCUCGAAAAACAAAGAAAAAAAUAAAAGGUAUUCAACAGGCCACUGCAGGAGUCUCACAGGAAACUUCUGAAAAUUCUGCUAACAAAACAAUAGUUCCUGCAACCUUACCACAACUCACCCCGACCCUGGUGUCCCUGCUGGAGGUCAUUGAACCUGACAUAUUAUACUCAGGCUACGAUAGCACUGUUCCAGAUUCCACAUGGAGGAUCAUGACCACGCUGAAUAUGUUAGGGGGUCGGCAAGUGGUUGCAGCAGUGAAAUGGGCAAAGGCAAUACCAGGAUUCCGGAACUUACAUCUGGAUGACCAAAUGACCCUACUUCAGUACUCAUGGAUGUUUCUCAUGGCAUUUGCCCUUGGAUGGAGAUCAUAUAAACAAGCAAGUGCAAACCUGCUAUGUUUUGCACCUGAUCUGGUUAUUAAUGAGCAGAGAAUGACGCUACCCUACAUGUAUGACCAAUGUAAACAUAUGCUAUAUGUUUCCUCUGAGUUACAGAGGCUUCAGGUAUCUUAUGAAGAGUACCUCUGUAUGAAAACCUUACUGCUUCUUUCUUCAGUUCCUAAGGAUGGUUUGAAGAGCCAAGAGCUGUUUGAUGAAAUUAGAAUGACCUACAUCAAAGAGCUGGGAAAAGCCAUUGUCAAGAGAGAAGGAAACUCCAGUCAAAACUGGCAGCGGUUUUAUCAACUGACAAAACUCUUGGACUCUAUGCAUGAAGUGGUAGAAAGUCUCCUUACCUAUUGCUUCCAAACAUUUUUGGAUAAGACUAUGAGUAUUGAAUUCCCAGAGAUGUUAGCUGAAAUCAUCACCAAUCAGAUACCAAAAUAUUCAAAUGGAAAUAUCAAAAAACUUCUGUUUCAUCAAAAGUGACUGCCUUAAUAAGAAAGGUUGCCUUAAAGAAAGUUGAAUUUAUAGCUUUUAUUGUACAAACUAUCGAUUUGUCCUGUAGAGGUUUUGUUCUAUUUUUUUUUCUUUUUGUCUGUUUUUGUUUUGUUUGAAAUACGCACUACAUGUGGUUUAUAGAGGGCCAAGACUUGGCAACAAAAACAGUUGAGUCAUCACUAUUCAGUGAUGGGAAAGUAUACAGUGAAAUUCAUUAGUUGGUGUAUCCCAGAAAUUAGAAAAAAAUCAAGUGGAGGUAAUCUCCACUGUCAGAGAAGGAUGGCACCUAAACCACCAGUGCCCAAAGUCUUUGUGAUGAACUUUCUGCUCAUACUUUCACAGUUGGCUGGAUAAAAUUUUCUAGACUUUUUGUUGGUGUAUUUUCCCCUGUAUAGUUAGGAUAGCAUUUUUGAUUUAUGCAUGGAAACCUGAAAAAAGUUUACAAGUGUAUAUCAGAAAAGGGAAGUUGUGCCUUUUAUAGCUAUUACUGUCUGGUUUUAACAAUUUCCUUUAUAUUCAGUAAACUAUGCUUGCUCAUUUUUUCUUACAUAAUUUUUGUAUUCAAGUUAUUGUAUAGCUGUUUAAGAUGGGCAGCUAGUUCAUAGCUUUCCUAAGUAAACUCUAAACGUUAAUCUUCUGUGUGAAAAUGGGUUGGUGCUUCUAACCUGAUGGCCCUUAGCUAUCAGACGACCAUAAAAAUUGACUCAAAUCUCCAGUAUUCUUGUCAAAAAAAAAAAAGCUCAUAUUUUGUAUAUAUCUGCUUCAGUGGAGAAAUAUAUAGGUUGUGCAAAUUAACUGUCCUAACUGGUAUAGAGCACCUGGUCCAGUGACCUGCUGAGUAAACUGUGGAUGAUGGUUGCAAAAGACUAAUUUUUUAAAUAAGAAUAAUACUAACAAGAGGCCCUGUUUAUACCAAAUUCCCUAUCUCUGCAAUGAUUAGAUGGCAAGAAAAGCUGGUAAACUAAUGUCUUUGGGGACCUUUUGAAGUAGUCUAUGUAACUUCUUAAAAGUUAUGAUUCCAGAUAACCAGUUGUAACACACCGAGAGACUUAAUCAGAGCAAGUAAUUCUUUUCACUAAACUCUACUCAAGCGAAAUCUCUAAAAUGGUAAAAGUGGCUAGACACCCAUUUUCACAUUCCCAUCUGUCACCAAUUGGUCAGUCUUUCCUGGUGGUACAGGAAAGCUCAGCUACUGAUUUUUGUGAUUUAAAACUGUAUGUUAGACAUCCAUGUUUGUAAAACUACAAAUCCCUACGUGUGCCAUAGAGUUUAACACAAGUCCUGUGAAUUUCUUCACUGUUGAAAUUAUUGUUUUAAGCAAAAUAGAAGCUGUAGUAGCCCUUUCUGUGUGCACCUUUCCAAGUUUCUGUAAACUCAAAACUUAACAUAUUUACUAAGCCACAAGAAAUCUGAUUUCUAUUCAUGGUGGCCAAAUUAUUUGUGUAGUAGAAAACUCAAAAUCUAACAUUAAAAAUAUGAAACUUCUAAUAUAUUUUUAUAUUUAGUUAUAGUUUCAGAUAUAUAUCAUAUUGGUAUUCACUAAUCUGGGAAGGGAAGGGCUACUGCAGCUUUACAUGCAAUUUAUUAAAAUGAUUGUAAAAUAGCUUGUAUAGUGUAAAAUAAGGAUGAUUUUUAGAUGAGAUUGUUUUAUCAUGACAUGUUAUAUAUUUUUUGUAGGGGUCAAAGAAAUGUUGAUGGAUAACCUAUAAGAUUUAUAGUUUGUGCAAGCAUUCAUACAGGCAGCAGUGGUCUCAGAAACCCAACCUGUUUGCUCUAGGGAAAGAGGGAGAUAGUGACUGGCCCUGUGUGCAGUGAAGGUUGCUGAGGCUCUAACCCAAUCAGAUCACAGAGGAAGUAAUUGCCUCCCAUUCCAACAGUAAGCCUGUCAGCUCAGGUUUAUUUCAGUAAAUCUUUCCUUGUGCUCAAGUGUGUAAAGAGGAGAAAGAAAGGUGAUGUUUACAUACUUACAGGCACCGUCUAAUAGCGGGUUACUUUCACAUACAGCCUCUCCAACAAUUUAAUGAAAACAGAGGCUUUAGAAGUUUGGCAAUAAUAUGCAUUAGAGGUACCAGCAAUUGUAAAUAGUGCAGAAUCUCAUAGGUUGCCAAUAAUACACUAAUUCCUUUCUAUCCUACAAGAGUUCAUUUCCAAAUAAAAUGAAGACACAUUUAUGUUUUCUUUGAAUGCUUUUUGAAUGUUAUGUUAUUUUCAGUAUUUUGGAGAAAUUAUUUAAUAAAAACAUAAUCAUUUGCUUUUUAAAUGCUCUCUAAAAGGGAAUGUAAUGUUUUAAGAUGGUUUGUAACCCAGCUGGAUGUGAAAUUUAUGGUGCCUAAGGAAUACCACUUGAAUAUUAAUAACAAUGACAGUGUUAAGUUUCAAAAGAGCCUCUAAAAAGCAGAUUAUUAUUCAUUUAUAGAACGUUAUAUGGUUAAAACCAGAAAGCAUUAUAACACAUUAAUCUUAAUUUUAGUCCCAACAACCUUGGCACUAAAAAAAUAGAGCUCAGCAAAAAAGGAUAUGUGCACUUUGUUGUCAAUAGGAAGUCAACUGACAUCCAUACAACUAUAGGAGGCUUUUCACUAAACAGAAAAAGAAGCUGUGCCCUUUUAGAAUACGUGGGAAAGGAGAAAGUUAUCUUAAUUAUGUUUGAGUAGUAGUAUGGAUUUAAGUAAGAAAAGAUAAGGUCUUAUUUGAAAGCAACUUCAUUUUCUAAUAUGUGGCAUCUUGCCAUCCCAAACUAUGAAGCUUGUAGUAACUUCAGUGACAGUUGGUGACUCACAAAAAAUCCGAAAAAGUAUUUUUAAUUACUGGUGGAAACAAGUGACCCACUCGUGUUUUCAGGCAUUCCUGCGGGACUCUAUACAAGCAGAACUGAACAGUUAAAGACAUAACCCUUUUGGAGUAUAUGUACCCCAUUGUCUAAAACUAUUGGAGGGGAAUCUAAAAGAGCACCUGCCUUCUCAAAAACAAAACAAAACAAAAAAUUGACCACCCCAAAAGGCAAAGUAACAUGAUCAGUGUUUCUGAAGUGUUUGAUAAUCAGCACAGGAUGAACUCUGGGCCUGCACAUGAAGGACAGCUAGCCUCACUUCAGAGUUGGGGAGAGGGGAGCGGGCAGCUCCAAUUUUACUCGUCAUAUCAUUUUAGUUCCCAUUUAAAUAUCCUGAAACUACGUGAUCGCAAAAUGAACAAUAGUAUUAUACUGUGACCUAUCAAAAUUCAAGAACCCUGGCAGCCUUCAAUGAGAUUUCAAUCUUGGUUGGUCACCCCAACGACUGUAGCUGUAGAUGAAUGUUUUUAUGUGCCUGGUUUCCAUGUUGGAAGGGAAAAUAAAAGUGUAAGGAAGACACUUUAAACCACUUUAGAUAGAAGUUUCAUCAUUUUCCAGACUAUUUUCAGUCAGCCUGGUCCACCAAGGGUUAGUGACCAGGUUUUCAGGAAAGGACUAGCUUCUCUCUAGAAAAUAUUUGAAAGAUUUUAUUUUCUGAAGAAAGGCUGUAUGAAAAUACCCUCCUCUAAUAACUUGCUUAACUACAUAUAGAUUCAAGUGUGUCAAUAUUCUAUUUUGUAUAUUAAACAAAUGCUAUAUAAUGGGGACAAAUCUAUAUUAUACUGUGUAUGGCAUUAUUAAGAAGCUUUUUCAUUAUUUUUUAUCACAGUAAUUUUAAAAUGUGUAAAAAUUAAAACCAGUGACUCCUGUUUAAAAAUAAAAGUUGUAGUUUUUUAUUCAUGCUGAAUAAUAAUCUGUAGUUUAAAAAAUGUCUUUUUACCUACGCAGUGAAAUGUCAGACUAUAAAAACUUGUGUGGAAAUGUUUAACUUUUAUUUUUCAUUUAAAUUUGCUGUUCUGGUAUUACCAAACCACACAUUUGUACUGAAUUGGCAGUAAAUGUUAGUUAGCCAUUUACAGCAAUGCCAAAUAUGGAGAAACAUAAUUAAAAAAAUCGCUUUUUCAUUA